This is a messenger RNA of Xenopus tropicalis (tropical clawed frog), 1468 nucleotides long. RefSeq names its product serine/threonine-protein kinase N1-like. The record is from RefSeq and is a predicted model, not a curated record. Gene Ontology annotation, molecular function: kinase activity; protein serine/threonine kinase activity; protein kinase activity. The coding region runs from base 827 to 1378 and encodes 183 amino acids. The transcript has 6 exons. Lineage: Eukaryota; Metazoa; Chordata; Amphibia; Anura; Pipidae.
AUUUCCCAGUUAUUAUGUAAUUUAGCAGCCGCGCAGGGACCCAGGGAACCCCAACAGUAUGGAGCCAAUGCAUGGAACCAUAGAGCAUCUCAGGGGCAGAGAUGAACGCUACCCGGCGGCUCACAGGGCAGUACAAUGGGCUGAGUUUGGAAGAGAGAGUGCAGCGCCACCUGGUGUUUGUGACAGCUCAUUACAUACAGGACUCCAUCUCCAUCACUUCUGCCCUACGCUGAGACUCUGUGCCAAGCAGCCGCACAUUUCUACCUCGGCUCAGUAUCCACAUUCUAUAGACUUUUCUAUUAACUGUAAAUCACCUCCCAGUUACACUUUGGGUCGGCGUUGGAUCAGAGUUCCCAGAGGGCAGCUGGAUGGGUUUAUUGCCAAUAGAUCCAUCUCUCCAAAUGCUGCAACAGGAGAAUCUGAAUGGAAAGUCCUAGGAAGAAGCUACAUUACUCCAGUGCCACAGAGUCCAAUUGCACCGACUGCUGUCAUGUUGGGCCAGCGUGUAACAUUGCCCAGAGAACCUGGGUGUCUGACUUUGAGACCAUAGACAAAGAGAUGGGCAGAAACAUGUCCGGCACCAAGAACCCAUUCACUCCCUUUCCCUGUGCGAAAAAUAAACUCAAGUUACAAAUAAUAAUACAAUUAUUCAAGGAACUGCUCUCAACCAAUCAAAUCAAUUAGGAACCAUAAAAUGUAGCCAUGAAGAGAGAAAAACCCUUCUCAGUGCAGAGCAGCCAAUCGUGAGGGAGCCAUUGUCCACUUAAAUGUCAGGCUGGGUGUAUCGGGCAAGACGUUUGCCAUCAAGGCCUUAAAGAAGCAAGAAAUGAGUUGCGAAGAAAUGAAGUUGAACAGUGCUCUGAUAGAGAAGGAGAUACUUCUAUUGGUCAGGCGAGAGCAACAUCCUUUCCUCACCGGAUUGUUUGCCUCGUUCCAAACACAGCAUCACGCUUGCCUCGCCAUGGAUUGUGCGACUGGAGGCGAUUUAACCAAAGUGAUGAGAAGACCAGAAUUUAACUUCGGUGCAGCGGUAUUUUACACUUCCUGCAUUACUCUGGGGUUGGAAUUCCUCCAUGAGCAGAACGUGGUUCAUAGAGAUUUAAAGCUUGAAAAUGUUCUCGUGGAUGAAUCCGGUUAUACAAAAAUUACAGACUCUGGCCUGUGCAAAAAAAAAGGAAUGGGCGUCGGAGUCUUAACCACAUCCGGCGUUGGAACACCCCAUUAUACCGCUCCAGAGAUAUUUAAAGGGGAGCCCUAUGGAAAAGCAGUAGACUGGUGGUCUCUGGGAGUGAUGUUUUAUUACAUGGUGCUUGGCAAGGUAAGUGUUAUUCCUCCAGCCAACAGAAUUAACAGCACAGAAACGUUGUUAUGGGAAUAAAGUAGCAGAAGGAUUUAGCCAAUAGCAAGGGAAGCCCUGCAAUGGGAAUACAUUAAGUGACCAUCUCUACAUUCUGUUAUGCAAAGAGAA